AUGGACGCAAUGAAACGAAAGAAUGAUGGAAUCUGGCUGAAGCCUGUAAGUGAAGAAGAUCUCUUGACUUGGCAAGGAUUGGUCCUGGGUCCAGCUCUGUCGCCUUAUGCAUUUGGAUUCUUUUCCUUUUCGAUCAAGUUUCCUGCGGAAUACCCAAGCUGCGCUCCUGUGGUUCAUUUUUUGACGACCAACGGUGGCAAGACAAGGUUCAAUCCAAACUUGUAUGCAGAUGGCAAAGUCUGCCUGAGCAUUCUAGGGACGUGGAGGGGGGAAAGUGGUGAGUUGUGGAGCAGUGUGCAAAACUGUCACUCCGUCAUGGUUUCAAUACAAUCUCUGUUGGACGACGAGCCAUAUCACAAUGAGCCUGGCUUUGAGAAGCAACGAAGUGUAAGUUUUGAUUCAUUUGUUACCUCGUUGGAAGGAUCGGCUAAGGCUUCUCGGGACUACAAUCUCAAAAUCACACAUGAGACCGUCAGGGUUGCCGUCUGUGACGUGUUGGAGGAGAUCCUGAAUCGAUCGGAAGUUGAAGAAGCCGCCAACGGCUUUUGUGAUAUAAUCAAGUGGCACUUUUUGUUGUACUGCAGUCGAUAUUUGGAGAUCGUUGAUCAGCAUGCUGAAGUCGAGGGUGAGUUCGAGAUCAUGGAGUUCGAGUAUCAACGCAACUGGAUGAGCGGAUCAUUCAACUUCAAGGAGCUGAGAUCACGGAUCUUGCUCAUCAAGGAAAGCCUGGUCAAGGAACUUGUUCAGUGGCAGAGGGAAGGGGUCGAGAGUUCCAAGCAUCAAUCGUUUGCAUGCCAGCACAUCUUGAGCGCAUUUGAGGUGCUGGACACUAAACUUAUUGCUUGUAUAUCUUUGAAAUAUUGUACUGAUCACAUCUACAUCUUUCAGAAAUGGUCAAAACUGAGCAAUGCGGGGAUCAGCGCGGCUCCCAGGGAGGCGAACAAGUUCGUAUGGGACGUGACCAUCAUGGGAGACUUGGACGGGGGAUGGUAUGAGAAUGGCAUGUACCAACUGGAGAUCACGUUUCCUCCUAAUUUCCCGGAUUGCAUGCCCCGACCGAGGUUUCAGACGCAAAUGUUUCAUCCCCAGAUCGACGAAGAUGGCUUUCCCUUUCUGUCUGUCAGCAUGACAGAUUCCAAGAACGUUCAAGCUAUCAUAUCCGACGUUCAUUCCUUAUUGAAGAAUCCCCCAAGCCCCGACCCUCGUACCUGGGUGAACAAGAAAGCUGCGGAUAUGUAUUUCGGCGGGGAUCAAGAGGAAUUCAAACGAACAGUCAGGCGCUAUGCUCAGAGAAGCAUGGAGCAGAGUAAGAAGAUUCGCGAUGGAUGA
This is a messenger RNA of Guillardia theta CCMP2712, 1329 nucleotides long. RefSeq lists its product as hypothetical. Lineage: Eukaryota; Cryptophyceae; Pyrenomonadales; Geminigeraceae. The coding region runs from base 1 to 1329 and encodes 442 amino acids. The record is from RefSeq and is a predicted model, not a curated record. The transcript is spliced from 11 exons.